Molecule: messenger RNA, 3404 nt
Organism: Molossus molossus (Pallas's mastiff bat)
Lineage: Eukaryota; Metazoa; Chordata; Mammalia; Chiroptera; Molossidae
Gene: HMGCS1
Product: 3-hydroxy-3-methylglutaryl-CoA synthase 1
Exons: 12
Coding region: 278-1840 (520 amino acids)
Biological process (GO): acetyl-CoA metabolic process
Cellular component (GO): cytosol
Molecular function (GO): hydroxymethylglutaryl-CoA synthase activity
Source: RefSeq, a predicted model, not a curated record
GGAGCCGCCGCGCUCUGCGCCUUCUGGGUUGCUCCUUCUCCUGCCCUGCCGCCCGGUUACCUUCGGGUGUUCUGCAGUUCCGGACCCCCCACCUGCUCAGAGCUUCAGGACCAGCCUGACCUGCUGGGAUGAUGUGAUGGACAGGCACCCACAGGGCCUUCACAUACAAGAGGUUUUGGGUUAAGCCAAGGACAUUUCAAAACCAGUGCCUGAAGGAGGAAACAGAGUGACAGACCUGGAGACUGAAGUUCUUUGUCCCUCACACAGCUCUUUCACCAUGCCAGGGUCACUUCCUUUGAAUGCAGAAGCCUGCUGGCCAAAAGACGUGGGAAUUGUUGCCCUUGAGAUCUAUUUUCCUUCUCAAUAUGUUGAUCAAGCAGAGCUGGAAAAAUACGAUGGUGUAGAUGCUGGAAAGUAUACUAUUGGCUUGGGCCAGGCCAGGAUGGGCUUCUGCACGGAUAGAGAAGAUAUCAACUCUCUCUGCAUGACUGUGGUUCAGAAUCUCAUGGAGAGAAAUAACCUUUCUUAUGAUUGCAUCGGGCGGCUGGAAGUUGGAACAGAGACAAUCAUCGACAAAUCAAAGUCAGUGAAGACUAAUUUGAUGCAGCUCUUUGAGGAGUCUGGGAACACAGAUGUAGAAGGAAUAGACACCACGAAUGCCUGCUACGGGGGCACCGCUGCUGUCUUCAACGCUGUGAACUGGGUCGAGUCCAGCUCUUGGGAUGGACGGUACGCCCUGGUGGUUGCAGGAGAUAUUGCUGUCUAUGCCACAGGAACCGCUAGACCUACGGGUGGAGUUGGAGCUGUUGCUAUGCUCAUUGGGCCAAAUGCUCCUCUAAUUUUUGAACGAGGACUUCGUGGGACACACAUGCAGCAUGCCUAUGACUUCUACAAGCCUGAUAUGCUUUCCGAAUACCCCGUGGUGGAUGGGAAGCUCUCCAUCCAGUGCUACCUCAGUGCAUUAGACCGCUGCUACUCUGUCUACCGCAAAAAGAUCCACGCCCAGUGGCAGAAAGAGGGACAUGAUAAAGAUUUUACCUUGAAUGAUUUUAGCUUCGUGAUCUUCCACACCCCCUACUGUAAACUGGUUCAGAAAUCUCUAGCUCGGAUGAUGCUGAAUGACUUCCUGAAUGAUCAGAACCGAGAUAAAAAUAGUGUCUACAGUGGCCUGGAAGCCUUUGGGGAUGUUAAAUUAGAAGAUACCUACUUUGAUAGAGAUGUGGAAAAAGCAUUUAUGAAGGCUAGUUCUGAACUAUUUAAUCAGAAAACAAAGGCGUCUUUGCUCGUUUCAAAUCAGAAUGGAAAUAUGUACACAUCCUCUGUGUAUGGCUCCCUUGCCUCCGUCCUAGCACAGUACACACCGCAGCAGCUGGCAGGAACGAGGAUCGGCGUGUUCUCUUACGGCUCUGGCUUGGCUGCCACCCUCUACUCCCUGAAAGUCACCCAAGAUGCCACACCAGGGUCUGCUCUCGAUAAAAUAACAGCAAGUCUGUGUGAUCUUAAAUCGAGGCUCGACUCCAGAACGUGUAUGACACCAGCUGCCUUUGCUGAGAGCAUGAAACUCAGAGAGGACACGCAUCACCUGGUCAACUACAUUCCCCAGGCUUCCACGGAUUCGCUCUUCGAAGGAACAUGGUACCUAGUUCGAGUGGAUGAAAAGCACAGGAGAACCUACGCCCGGCGACCCUCUCUGAAGGCCAGCGCUCUGGACGAAGGCGUGGGCCUGGUGCACCCGAGCACGGCCGCUGAGCAUAUUCCAAGUCCUGCUAAGAAGAUGCCAAGACUCCCGGGAACAGCAGCAGAGCCGGAAGCAGCUGUCAUCAGCAAUGGGGAGCAUUAAGAACCUCUGUGGGUGCAAGACCAGUGUGGGCUGGGUGGGUUGGGUCUAUGAGAACGGUUGGGAAUGGGAUGUCUGUGGACAAUAUUAAAGGAUUACAUGUUGCUUAAAAUUUUAUGUGACUGACACGGAGCCUGGAAAACUAUCGUGUUUCUGGGAAAGUCUUUGCUCAGUUUGCUAAUCUGCUUCUGAAUGUGAUCCAGCUGAUGCUCAGUGUACUCUAUGAUGUUAAGGCUCUGUAAGACUUUGUGCCCCUUGGGUCAUUUGUAGCAUGAAGCUCAGGUUUUAAAUGUGGUUUGAUGAGUUGGGUGCUUCUGGCAGAAAAGAGCGGAGGUGUAAGUCUUCAGUUUUAAUUUUCAAAUGUGUAAAAAUUUUAUACUUUGAACAAACAAGAUUAUGAAAGUCCCUGUGGUCUUUGAAAAAAAGGUUCUCAUUUGAGGAGUGUGCUCUCACCUGGGAGAUGCACAAACCCUGUUUGAAACGGCAAGAGAAACGUGCUCAUUCUGAACUCCGCACACUCCGAACAGAGAUGAGUUGGGAGGGUGACUGGUUCUGGAAGCUGGGAUGAUGCGGCUUUCAGUCCCAGCAGCAGUGACAAGCGAUCGCAAAGGCCCUGAGCAGUGAUGCUGGCCCUGGGCAGACCCGGGAUGAUGACGCGGUACUCUGGGAGCGGAGUGUCGCUCCUGAGUCAGCUCGCGCUGGGUCGGGCUGCCUGACGGAGAUGUUAUUGGACCUUGUGUACAAGGAGGUGUGCUGAUGCAGUCCUCUGCACCUUAUUUCAAAGGAUAAAUAAAACACGUUCUGGCUGCCUUUUAGACAUUUUAAAAGGAAGGGUGGGGCGAGGCAUUAGGUUACUUCUGAUGCUGCAGUGUUAUAAAUUCAACGGUGAGACUGACAGCCUAACUUCAUGGUGUAAGUACUCUUUUCCUUUAAAAAAACAAAACAAAACAUUUAAUGAAAAUAAAAAGGUACAACCCAAGUUGUUACAUAGUUUGUUCAGCUAAAAUGCGCAUUCCACUGUAAGAUCUGGAAGUAGGAUCUGAAGAUUUUCUCAGACUUUCACCUUAAACACUAUCACGAGGUCUGAAUAAGGCUGGUUAGACUGCUAGAUAUCUGUGGUGCUGAACUAUGACAUGAGCCUUACAGACUAAAAUAGAGCUAAUUGGAACUAAUUACAGAAUUCAGUUCUGUUAAGUUCUGUGAAGUCUCAGCUAUCUGAAGUACACUUACACAAAUAUGACAUGUAAUGUUUCAAAAUGCAAGGUAAUAUGUAAUGUAGUGUUUGUAAAAUACUCUUGUCUUAUAUUAACCGGUGGUAUUUGACUUGUACAGUCAAUUUGUUAAAAUGACUUCAUUUUAAUAUCCACUGAUACAUAUUAAUAGUGAAAUUCAGAUCUAAAGAUUGAUGGGACAAUGGUGCAUGCAAUACUUUUGCAAGUAUUGGGAGUUUGGUAUGUUUUGAAAAGAGUAAUUUAACUUUUGAGUGUCAGGAAAUGGGGUUUUCUCAAAGUCCAUUGCCAUCAAUGGGCAAGCCUGGUAAUACUGGCACAGAAUUAACUGUACACCU